This is a messenger RNA of Scomber scombrus (Atlantic mackerel), 4738 nucleotides long. Its product is annotated as exocyst complex component 3-like protein 2. The transcript is spliced from 14 exons. Gene Ontology annotation, molecular function: SNARE binding. Gene Ontology annotation, cellular component: exocyst. The coding region runs from base 247 to 2289 and encodes 680 amino acids. Gene Ontology annotation, biological process: exocyst localization; exocytosis. The record is from RefSeq and is a predicted model, not a curated record. NCBI's taxonomy places the organism in Eukaryota, Metazoa, Chordata, Actinopteri, Scombriformes, Scombridae.
GGGGAAGCUCGGGAAGAACCUGAGGAUGUCGGCGCGGAGCAAAGGGAGCGCCACGCCCUCGCCGCAGGGAACGCCCUCGCCCAGCAGAGAAGAAGAAGAGAGGGAGGAGAAGCUCCGAGGGAAGUCUGCUCAGGUUUGCAGGGAAAUAUCGGGACACCCUCGGCUCUCGUAAGGAGUCGCUCACCAACGGCGAGCUGAACUGUUCGGACGAGCGAGUGCGACUCCACCAGCCGCCGACUUUCCUUCAUGAAGAUCGUCGGCCUGGUGAAGACCAAGAGGGAGUCCAUGGCCGACCACUCGUCCCAGGGACCCGAGGAGCAGUCGGUGCAGGAGGAGGUGGUGGAGGAGGUCAAACCCAGGGAGCCGCUGUCAGUCCUGGAGAUCCUGCAGCUGGUGAAGAAGCGGGACCUCUUCCUGGCCGACUCUCACAUCCUGGAGCUGGAGCAGGAGUGUAACGAGGCGGACCGCGACGCCGUGACGCAGCCGGAGGACUCGCUCAGCCCGAGCGUGAAGGACGGCGGCCGCAGAAAGGCGAAGGACGUGGAGCUGCUGUACGAGGAGCUGCAGAAGGAGCUGUGGGCCGUGGUCAGGGAGUCGCUGCGGUCGCCCACGGCCGGGCCAAACCUGGGUCUGGUGGUUCAGGUGUUGCAGCAGGAGGAGCAGGCGGAUAAAGACUGGGCCUCCACUCCCUGCAGCUCGAGGCCUCGCCGGCUGAAGCAGCGAUGGAAGGAGGCGGUGGAGGAGGCAGCGGACGGAUCUCUGCCUCAGAGAGCAGAGUUCACCGCCGGGGAGCUGGCGGGUUACCUGGACCGCCUCCGAGCCCGUGUGGUGGAGGACCUGGGCGCCGCCAACAGGAACGUGGUGUCCAUUUACCCCGAAGAGUACCAGCCCUUCCAGGUUUACGUGCAGAGUUACCACCAGGCGGUUGCUAGGCGACUGCAGGCCAUCACUGACAACCAGCUGGAGAUCACCGACAUCUACUCUCUGCUGGACUGGCUGCACAAUAUAUACAACAGGGACGUUUUGGGGACCGUGUGUAUCACCAGUCCCUUCAGCCGCUCUCAGCUCAGCCCUCUGCUGCCCUCGGAGACGGUGGACCGGCUGGAGCUGGACUGUCUCAACUCCGUCAGGGCCAAAGUGACCACGGAGCUGAGCCAAGUCCUGGACGAGGAGGAGAAGCGAUGGAUGGAGACGCUGCACAUCGAGGAGUACCAGAUCACGCUCGCCAAGACGGUCAUACAGAGGCUGCAGGUCGAUCUGGAGCGUUCGGCCUCCAUCAACAGGAGUCUGGGCUCCAGAGUGGCUCAAUGCAGCCUCAACGGCCUCGCUGACUUCCUCUACAGUUUCCAGCGUAAAGUGGAGAUGUUCCAUGAAGGGAUGCAGAGCGGCAUGUUCGGAGACAACGAGGACGGAUACGUGUCCAAAACCAUCGCACUGGUCAACUGCUGCCCUCCAUUCAGAGGUUUCGUGCAGCGCUGCGGUCAGUGCGACACUUCGGUCAGCGAGGACUCUCUCCGUCGAGCCAACAAAGCUCUGGAUCACAUCGUCCAGCAGGGAGUCAGAGUGCUGUCUGAACGCCUGUACCUGCACAUCCGGCCUUUCUUCGAGCGGCUGGUGAAGAGGAAGUGGCUCAGCAACACGGAGCAAUACGAGCAGAUCGAAGCUCUGAUCAAAGAAUACUUCAAGAAAUAUCACAGGAUGGACAGUCCGCCGUACCAGCUCCUGGUGGCCGAGGUCCACCGCCGCGUCGUCACCGAGUAUCUUCGCUCCGUCAUGCGCGGCAGAAUCAUCUGCACCUCCAUGAAGAUGAGGAAGAGGAUGGCCGGCCGGCUCCGAGACGAAGGCAAACAGAUCAAAGUCCUCUUCAAGGACCUGGAGUCUCCAUCCAGCUGGUUGGACAGCGCUCUGUCUCACAUCUCAGAGAUCAUCCAGCUGGAGGACGUCCCCUCCAUCCAGAUGGAGGUCGGAGUUCUGGUCCGAGAGUUUCCAGACGUCAGGAAGAAGCAUGUGUCCGCCAUCCUGAACAUCCGCGGCAUGACCCGCCAGGCGGAGCGUCAGGAGAUCAUCAACAUCGUCAAAGACAUCGAGAGCACCGACGGCGGCGGUUCAAUCCGGAUGUCCCGGGACCGCGCCCUCUUCGCCGAGGUGCCGGUCACCUCCGAGGUCCACUGCCUGAACGUUGGCCUGAGCCGCAUCGCCCUCACCGCCUCGUCCUGCUUCAGCUCGCUGCGGCCGCGGCGACCCAAAGCCCGGACGCCCGUCCAGGAAAACCCUGAUGACGUCCUCUGAACCACCGAGCUCAGAUCUUUAUCAAGACAAUCCUGACGGGAACCUAAACUGGAUUUAACGCCGGGAGUUGAAGCUGGUUUGUUUGGAUAAAAGUGAAGCUGCUGUGGUGUUUUCAUUUUUUAAUCAAUUAACUGUUUGCUAAGCCCCUCCCACCCAAACUGCAGCUGUCCAAUCACAGCUUAGCAACACUAACGAGUCACAGCAGGUGUUCUCGGUGUUUCCAAAACCAGAAACAGAAGAGAAAAAGUGCUUUUUUAAUCUCUUUUACAACAGACCUGUUAACUCUCUUGUUUCCUUAUUUGCUCAUAAAUCUCCAUAUUUCCAUUUUUCCAUUAUCACAGUCGUACAGUUGUUAGAUAAAGCAUCCUUGAUCGUCCUUCUACUCUUUGACAAGUCACGAUGGUCAUUCAGUCAGAAAAACAGCACAAAAAAUGGAUGACCAAAUAAGCGAGACGCCAGCAACCUAAACAUCUGUAAAUAUUUAAAUGUUUGGUGGAGUAUUUUCCCAUUCCUGACAAAAAACAAGUUUAUUGUCUCCUGUCAGAUUUGCUUCAACACCAAAUAUCACCAUAAAAAACACAGCCUGUGAUCAAAUUACAGCAAAUUCAUUCAAAGUCAUUAAUUUCUAGUUUUUCCGGCAGAAAAAAACCUAAAUAUCUUGUUUCCUUCUUGAAGUUUGACUCUGAAGAAGUUUGAUAUGUUCGUUGGUUUAAAUGUCCAACAGAUUACAUUUUAAUUAUUCUGAUUUUAAAUUCAGAUUUUUGAUUGUCAAAGAUCCUCUCUGAUAAAACUAAUCAGAGGUUUCACUCCAUUUUUAUAAAACAAGAAAGAAGAAGAAAAGAAGAAAGUCCCUGAUGGUGAUAAAAACUCGUUGUUCAAUAGAUCGAUUGAUCAUUAAUCUACAGACACAAAACUGAACUUUUCAAUUUACUGAAAUAUUUAUUUUAAAAUUCUGAAAUUUCCUUUUUUGAAAUUUUGAAAUCAAAAAAAGAUGUUAACAACACAAUAAUUCAUUUCAGAGUUUGUUAAAACUGUGGAUUUGCUAAAUAAACUUAAAGCGAUGGUUCGGCGUAAUUUCGACCUAGCGUCAUAUGCACCAUGAGGUCUAUCUAAUCACAGCCUCAGCCCUUUUUUUCUCAUUUUAUCGCAAAAUAGUGGCUUCAAAGCCAUCAGCCGAAUGGCUUAGUACAGGCGCUAACGGACCCACCAGUGUAUCUCGUAAAAUACCCCACUAAUAAUGCCUGGUUAUCAAACUUCUACAGUAGUACAAAUAGGGUCUUUACUCAUAAAUCGAUGCAUUGGGAAGUUUGUAAGUACACCAGGAGUUUAUUAAAAUAAACACUUACCUGAUUGCUGCUACUGCUAAAGCUGUAAACAUUGUCGAAAUCCUGUGUGGUUGCGCGAGAUCCCCCCACAGUUUCCCUUCACUUCCAGUCUUUGUGCUAGGCUAGGCUAACCACUCUGUUAUUUUUUUUUUUCGAUUUAAUUCUGAUUCAGGGUUAGGGAUUAGUGGUUUGUGAUGCUUAAAAAAUUAUAAUUUUACAGUCAUGUGACCUGCAGUGCCGACUGUGGCCACUAACCUAAAAACCACCUCACCUCACAGCUCGGACCGGCUGUCGGGAAUAAUCUGAUUUUGGUUUCAAACGUUGUGAUCGAAUGGAUGUAAAAUCGGCCUCCACAACUUUUUUUUUAGACUGAAACCAAAUCGCCGUUUGGUGUUUUUCUUCUUCUUUGAUUCGGGAUCUUUUUCGGCGUGAUCCUGCAGGAUUAUCUGGACUUGGAACUCAAAAGCACUUUAUACAGGAUCAAUAAAAGGAAAAACAAAAAGCUGUCCUGUGUGUGCUGAGAUGGACUGAAGUGCAUUAUGGGACUCAGACUGAUCAGAUCAGAUUAUCGGGACCGCCACAUCAAUAAACUGAGAGCUGAGAGGAGUUCGGACUCAGAGAAGCUUCAUACCUGGAGUUUGUAGUUUUAUUGUUGCACAUGAUACAAGGAAAAAAAAUCAAUCGAAGGUACUAGACGAUGAUCUGAGUCUCCAUCAUGCUGAUUGUAUUUAAAGGAGUGAUUAUAGUUCAAGCUUUUGGUGUGAUGAGGUUUAUUAUAUAUGUGGUGAUACAGAGAUGAAUAUAGAUUUAUUAUUUCUUUGUUGUUGUUAUGGUUGAAUAAUCUUCACAGUGUUGAUUUUAAAGUGUCUAAACAGGUUAAAACUAGAAGACAAGAAGAGGAAAUACAUCUUAUAUUUUCAGUUUAUUCUGCAUCUUCUGACUUUAACUCUGUGGCAUUUCAUAAAUAACAUGAAAUAAAAUCAAUUUAAACUCCUGUCAGUCAUUUUUACAAAUAAUCUUUUAAUACAUUUCAGUUCAUGUCUGUUAAAGAAAUUUUAAAUCUGAAAAUGUUAUUGUUUGCUCGAUGUCAAAAUUGUUAUCUGGGUUUAAAUUUCAAAAAUUGA